CGACAAAAUUUUGUAUCGACAGUUCUCUUCUGUUGUAUUACUCUUUGAUGUUGACUGCUUAUGAGAUACAAAAUGAUAAAUUAACCAAUUGCUCAAUCUAUUCUCCUCUUCACCAGCUAACCUUAAAUAUUUAAUUAAUUUUUAUCACUCAUUAUUUAUGUCCUUAUUGAUUUUUAACCGUUAACUAUUUGUUACAUUCAACUGCAUUCAUCAAUGUGAUAGUUAUUAGGACUCCUGAUUCAGGAGCAAUGCCAACGAGUUACAAUAAUCUCCUCAAGAUCAACAGCUAACGCACAGCUGAUUUUGAUCAAAUCUCACUUACAAAACAACUCUGCUCCAUCAACCUCCUCUUCAUCUUCAUCAUCUUCAUCACUUGUACAAGUCAAAACAACAGUACACUUUAAAUGAUGUUUUCAGUAUUAAUGUUGAUUAUUUUACUAUUUUGAUUGUUCACAACACUAUUCCCAAUUAACCAGGCUAAAAAAUCAUUUGGUCGAUCAACCAAAAUCUCUGUAAAUUUCUUCAGUUGGUUUAUUUUGUAUACACUUGUUAAAAAUGAAUGUGAUGUCUAAUUUUAAGUUUAUUUUAAGUCUUGUAUCUUUUGUUGGCCUCUUAAUUAGUCAAGUAAUUUGUCGUGAUUUAGAUUUAAAUCUUCAAACAUUCAAAGAUCUAUCAACAUCAACAAAUUUACUCGUUCUUUUUUUGGUUCCAUGGUGUGGACCUUGUCUCAAUUACCAGCCUAAAUGGAAACAAUUGAUGAAAUAUUUCAAUGAUGAUCCAACAAAAUUUGAUUUACUGGUUGGACGUAUUGAUUGCUCUAAGGAGGUUGAAUUGUGUGAUGUUGAAAAUGUCAAUUUUUACCCAACUGUCCGACUUUACUCACCAACUCGUAAACGUCCGAUUGAAGCAAUUGAAUUGAAAGAUUUCAAUGUAAUUGAGGAGUUUCUCCGUAAAAAUAUCAAGCUUCGUGCUGAGAUUGAUUUUGCUAGUCUUAUGUCUACAGAGCGACUGGAUUCCGAUGAAUCAAGUGAACAUGUUUUAACUGAACCUGAUGAACCCGAGCCUGAUCGAGUCAGUGGAGUUUAUGAACUCAAUGAAGAUAAUUUGGAAAAAUUUCUGUCCAAGGGUCGCCAUUUUGUCAAAUUUUAUGCACCUUGGUGUGGUCACUGUCGCAACCUGGCUCCAACUUGGAAGCUUUUAGGUGACACCUUUCAAAAUGAUAAAUCAGUGUCCAUUUCAAUGGUUGACUGUGAAGCAUACUCUUUAGCUUGUCAAAAAUUUGAUAUCAACAGCUAUCCGACUUUAUUGUGGAUUGUUGAUGGGGAAAUAGUUGACAGAUAUAAUGGAAUGAGAUCGCACAAAGAUCUUAAGGCUUUUGUCAAUCGUAAAAAGAAGGAGGAUCAAUUGAAAUUAGAAAGACAAGGAACUGUCCGAAGUGAAGAUGUCAUCCACACCCUGACCAAUUCAAAUAUCAAUAAAGUUAUACGCCACGGAGUCACUUUUGUAAAAUUUUGGGUUCCUUGGUGUAGCCAUUGUAAAGCCUUAAGACCCGUUUGGAAUGAACUUUCACGCAAACUAUUGGGCAGAGUUAAAGUCGCUUCACUAGACUGUUCACAAUUUGAAGAUAUUUGUGAAAAAUAUCAAGUCAAUGGAUAUCCAACUUUAAUCAUUUUCAGAAAUGGCCGCGCUGUCAGUGAAUAUGAGCAAGAACGAUCUCUUGAUUCUCUCGUUGAUUAUGCCUUGUCUUUUGCCGACGAUUCUCGUGAUGAAUUAUAGCAAUCAAACGGAGGGAUAUUUCGAAAAAUAAUCCGGCUUCGAGCUUUAUCUUCUUUCAAAAAAGCGCUUCUUUACCUUGUCAGUUAACACUCAUCAGCUAACCAUAAUUUACAAUUGAACCUCACAAAAGCUAUCUCGUUUAUCCUGUCAUUUUCAAUGGAUUACAACAAAACUUCAUUGUUUAGACUACAACUCAACGAUAACCUAUUCACUCUCUCUAGUGACUCGUCUAAACUUGAAUUAAGAUUUAAUUCAUGCCAGGAAAACCAUUCAUCAUCUAAGCAGAUUUUACAAGAAAAAACAUCCAUCAAUCGAAAAAGCUUUUUGUACCAAAGAUCUCAUCUAAAAUAUACAUAACCCAUUUAUUUAUACAGCUAGGCAAAAAGCAAAUGCUAAAUAAAACCUCUUCAGUCCAUUAAAUAACAGAAUCACUUGAAA
Messenger RNA from Tetranychus urticae (two-spotted spider mite), 2214 nucleotides. It is a transcript of the gene prtp, whose product is annotated as thioredoxin domain-containing protein pretaporter. Gene Ontology annotation, cellular component: endoplasmic reticulum. Lineage: Eukaryota; Metazoa; Arthropoda; Arachnida; Trombidiformes; Tetranychidae. The record is from RefSeq and is a predicted model, not a curated record. Gene Ontology annotation, biological process: protein folding. Gene Ontology annotation, molecular function: protein disulfide isomerase activity.